AUCCCUUGGGUCCUCCAGACGAAAUUCUCCCAUAUGUUGGCAUUUUACUUGGUCUGUGUUUGUUUGUGAUUUGCAUUGCAAUCUACACCUUAUCUCUUGAAGCCACAAAUACCGCGUGGGAUAUGUUGGGGAUUUGGAAGCUGAACUUUACUGUGAUUUGUGCUUUCUGGGCCUCAGUUCUCUCAAGAAUAUAAUGGCACCAGUAGUACUUCCUUCACCUGGCUCUUCUGAGGAUUCAGGGAGCUAAUUGUGUGUGUGUGCGGUGCUUAAGGCGAUCCUCCGGGGUGGGUAGAGCAGUGGUACCACCUUACCAAGCACCUUCUGCGCGCCAGGUGCUGUUGCAAGCCAUGUGAUGCGAGCCUUGUGAUGCGAAGUCGUCUCUCUAAAGGCUGUCCAGGCUCUCAAAGGAGCCAGAGGCCCGACCACAUUGUACCUCCAGUAUAAUGGGAACCACGGUAGAGGAAGCAUACCGGGGCUGUGCCCGCCCGGAAGGCGCAUUAACCUGGAGCGGAUCUGGAAAGAAGGACGUCCAGGAUAAAGUGACACCUGGAGAGAGAUGAGAAGCGCCUUCCAGGCUGGGGGGCCCAGUGUUCACCAUCACACCAGGGGCCAGAGGCCAUGGCUUGCCUCCAUGAGACCCGAACACCCUCUCCUUCCUUUGGGGGCUUCGUGUCUACCCUAAGUGAGGCAUCCAUGCGCAAGCUGGACCCAGACACUUCUGAUUGCACUCCCGAGAAGGACCUGACGCCUACCCAGUGUGUACUUCGAGAUGUGGUACCCCUUGGUGGGCAGGGUGGGGGAGGGCCCAGCCCCUCCCCAGGUGGAGAGCCGCCCCCUGAGCCUUUUGCCAACAGUGUCCUGCAGCUACAUGAGCAGGAUGCAGGGGGCCCAGGGGGCGCAGCUGGGUCACCUGAGAGUCGGGCAUCCAGAGUUCGAGCUGACGAGGUGCGACUGCAGUGCCAGAGUGGCAGUGGCUUCCUUGAGGGCCUCUUUGGCUGCCUGCGCCCUGUCUGGACCAUGAUUGGCAAAGCCUACUCCACUGAGCACAAGCAGCAGCAGGAAGACCUUUGGGAGGUCCCCUUUGAGGAAAUCCUGGACCUGCAGUGGGUGGGCUCAGGGGCCCAGGGUGCUGUCUUCCUGGGGCGCUUCCACGGGGAGGAGGUGGCUGUGAAGAAGGUGCGAGACCUCAAAGAAACCGACAUCAAGCACUUGCGAAAGCUGAAGCACCCCAACAUCAUCACCUUCAAGGGUGUGUGUACCCAGGCUCCCUGCUACUGCAUCCUCAUGGAGUUCUGCGCCCAGGGCCAGCUAUAUGAGGUACUGCGGGCUGGCCGCCCUGUCACCCCCUCCUUACUGGUUGACUGGUCCAUGGGCAUCGCCGGUGGCAUGAACUACCUGCACCUACACAAGAUUAUCCACAGGGAUCUCAAGUCACCCAACAUGCUAAUCACCUACGACGAUGUGGUGAAGAUCUCAGAUUUUGGCACUUCCAAGGAGCUGAGUGACAAGAGCACCAAGAUGUCCUUUGCAGGGACAGUAGCCUGGAUGGCCCCUGAGGUGAUCCGCAAUGAGCCUGUGUCUGAGAAGGUCGACAUCUGGUCCUUUGGUGUGGUGCUGUGGGAACUGCUGACUGGUGAGAUCCCCUACAAAGACGUAGAUUCCUCAGCCAUCAUCUGGGGUGUGGGAAGCAACAGUCUCCAUCUGCCCGUGCCCUCCAGUUGCCCAGAUGGUUUCAAGAUCCUACUUCGCCAGUGCUGGAAUAGCAAACCGCGAAAUCGCCCAUCAUUCCGACAGAUUCUGCUGCAUCUGGACAUUGCCUCAGCUGAUGUACUCUCCACACCCCAGGAGACUUACUUUAAGUCCCAGGCAGAGUGGCGGGAAGAAGUAAAACUGCACUUUGAAAAGAUUAAGUCAGAAGGGACCUGUCUGCACCGCCUAGAAGAGGAACUGGUGAUGAGAAGGAGGGAGGAGCUCAGACAUGCCCUGGACAUCAGGGAGCACUAUGAAAGGAAGCUGGAGAGAGCCAACAACCUGUAUAUGGAACUUAAUGCCCUCAUGUUGCAGCUGGAACUCAAGGAGAGGGAGCUGCUCAGGCGAGAGCAAGCUUUAGAGCGGAGGUGCCCAGGCCUGCUGAAGACACACCCUUCCCGGGGCCUCCUGCAUGGAAACACAAUGGAAAAGCUUAUCAAGAAGAGGAAUGUGCCACAGAAGCUGUCACCCCAUAGCAAAAGACCAGAUAUCCUCAAGACAGAGUCUUUGCUACCUAAACUAGAUGCAGCCCUAAGUGGGGUUGGGCUUCCUGGGUGUCCUAAGGGUCCCCCCUCACCAGGACGGAGUCGCCGUGGCAAGACCCGUCACCGCAAGGCCAGCGCCAAGGGGAGCUGUGGGGACCUGCCUGGGCUUCGUACAGCUGUGCCACCCCAUGAACCUGGAGGACCAGGAAGCCUAGGAGGGGGACCCUCAGCCUGGGAGGCCUGCCCUCCCGCCCUCCGUGGGCUUCAUCAUGACCUCCUGCUCCGCAAAAUGUCAUCAUCAUCCCCAGACCUGCUGUCAGCAGCACUAGGGUCCCGGGGCCGGGGGGCCACAAGCGGAGCUGGGGAUCCUGGCUCACCACCUCCGGCCCGGGGUGACACCCCACCAAGUGAGGGAUCAGCCCCUGGCUCCACCAGCCCAGAUUCACCUGGGGGAGCCAAAGGGGAGCCACCUCCUCCAGUAGGGCCCGGUGAAGGUGUGGGGCUUCUGGGAACUGGAAGGGAAGGGACCUCGGGCCGGGGAGGAAGCCGGGCUGGGUCCCAGCACUUGACCCCAGCUGCACUGCUGUACAGGGCUGCCGUCACCCGAAGUCAGAAACGUGGCAUCUCAUCAGAAGAGGAGGAAGGAGAGGUGGACAGUGAAGUAGAGCUGACAUCAAGCCAGAGGUGGCCUCAGAGCCUGAACAUGCGCCAGUCACUAUCUACCUUCAGCUCAGAGAAUCCAUCAGAUGGGGAGGAAGGCACAGCUAGUGAACCUUCCCCCAGUGGCACACCUGAAGUCGGCAGCACCAACACUGAUGAGCGGCCAGAUGAGCGGUCUGAUGACAUGUGUUCCCAGGGCUCAGAAAUCCCACUGGACCCACCUCCUUCAGAGGUCAUCCCCAGCCCAGAACCCAGCUCCCUGCCCAUUCCACACCAGGAACUUCUCAGAGGAAAGCAGGGCCCUCCCAAUUCUGAGGACUCAGACUGUGACAGCACUGAAUUGGACAACUCCAGCAGCGUUGAUGCCUUGCGGCCCCCAGCUUCCCUCCCUCCAUGAAAGCCACUCAUAUUCCUUGUACAUAGAGAAAUAUUUAUAUAAAUUAUAUAUAUAUACAUAUAUAUAUAUAUAUGCGCCACAUAAUCAACAGAAAGAUGGGGCUGUCCCAGCCAUAAGUCAGGCCGAGGGAGACUGAUCCCCUGACCAAUUCACCUGAUACUCUAGGGACACUGGCAGCUGUGGAAAUGAGGCACAGCCGUAGAGCUGUGCCUAAUGGCAAACUGGCCCCUUCCUGCCCCACCCCAUUCCUUAUAUUCAGCAAGCAACAAGGCAAUAGAAAAGCCAGGGUUGUCUUUAUAUUCUUUAUCCCCAAAGAAUGGGGGUGGGGGGAGGGAAGGGUGGGAGGGGCAGGAGAGAAAACCACUUAAGACUGCACUUUUCUGUUCUGUUUUACUCUGUUUACACAUUUUGCACUUGGGAGAAGGGAGACUAAGGCUGGGUCCUCCCCUCUGAGGAUUCUCAGGUGGCAAUGUAACUCUUUUUUUUGUCCCUCCAUUGAUCUUCUCUGCCCAAGCCCUGUCUUAGGGUCCAGGGGGAGGUUAGGAGACUGAUAGCAUGUGAUGGCUCAGGCUGAAGAACUGGGGUGCUGUUUAAGUCCCUACUUUCUUCCUGGUGCCUGAUUGGGGUGGGGACUGUCCUACUGUAACUCCUGUGAAAAACCUUGAAAUAUAACCACUCCAUGCAGGCCCAGCUGUUGAGGGUUUUCUUGAUGAAUGAAUGGGGUACCAUACAUGGUUAAGAUAAAGCCUUGGGCUCCGGACUUCAUCUAAGGUGUCUGGACAAGUUCUCCUGCCCCUCCACUUUUUUGCAUCUGUUCUCACUAAAUUGAGUAUAAUGUCAAGCCCCAACUUUCUAAAAUUAUAGGAAUAAAUGGUAGCGGGUACAUCCUUCUAACUCGUUAUGGAGGACUAUAAAUGAAAUUACUAAAAACAAUACACUGAAAUUUUUAGUUUAAAAUAUGCAAGCCUGAACAAGGGGACCAACAUUCCCAAGAAACUGGAACCCAGUCAGACAUAUGACCAACUGCUUAAUGUGUAUGCCAUGUAUGUCAUGUGUCAUUCCUUUCUCCCACCCCCAAGUGGAUGUGCUUGCCUGCUUGUAGGACAGGUAAGUCCUGGGAAAGUCUAAUCCUCAAUCUUUUGGACACAAGUUUUAUAAGGGCCAACCAAGCAUGAAAUCAGGGAAAAAUAGGAUCAAGGGCCACAAAAAAAGAUGGAAGUGGUAAAAUAGAAGAAAACAUCUUAACCGGAAUAAAGGCUUCUAUUCAAAACCCAAGAAGGGUCCUUUGAGGGAUAAAAGGUACAAAAAUAACAGCAAGACAAGAGGAAUAAAACCCACAUGAAUCACUGUGGCAUCCAGUUUCUAUUCACAAAGAAAAAGCUCCAGUCCAUCUUUUAAUUUUUUUGAAAAAUUCCUGACAUUACAGAACUAAACUGAAAUGUAUUAAUAUUCCACUCUUACAUUUCCAUGACAAACAGAAAAAUUCAUGAGCCAAAAAAACAAAACAAAAAACCAAAAAAAAAAAAAAAAAAAAAAAAAA
This is a messenger RNA of Chlorocebus sabaeus (green monkey), 4831 nucleotides long. It is a transcript of the gene MAP3K12, whose product is annotated as mitogen-activated protein kinase kinase kinase 12. Gene Ontology annotation, molecular function: ATP binding; MAP kinase kinase kinase activity. Gene Ontology annotation, cellular component: cytoplasm. Lineage: Eukaryota; Metazoa; Chordata; Mammalia; Primates; Cercopithecidae. The record is from RefSeq and is a predicted model, not a curated record. Gene Ontology annotation, biological process: protein autophosphorylation; JNK cascade.